AACUAUUGUCGUGUCAAAAUCCGAAGCUUUUCUCGAUAAUCUCGAUGUUCGAAGUAUUUGUAAAUAAUAAUAAUGAGCCUUCCAUUAAAGGAGACGUAUUUGAAGUAUAAAGUGUGUGUUAUUUGCAACGUUCCACAGUCACAGGCGCCAGGAGUUCUAUACGCCAAGUUUCCUCAGAAUGUUAAUCGAUGUCGGAGAUGGAUACGAGUGAUUGGUGAUGUGAAUCUCCUCCAACUCUCUCUAAAGAGGCUCCAGUACCGCUUUGUCUGCGGCAACCACUUCCUCCCCCACUAUUUCACUAAAAGCGGGAAGCAUUUGACCAAAGACGCGGUGCCAACAGUGUUCCCACAUACCAUCAAGCCGCUUAAGAGAGAUGUGGUCAAGUUGUUUCCCAUGCUUAUGAACCGGACUAAGGAUAAGAUUUUACUUAAAUGCACUCAGAGGAUUGUGCCCAUAAUAGACCCAGCCUUACAAUCCCCUGACUCCCCAACAUAUGAAUACUUAGAUGAGUUUCGAGAACAUAUGGAUCCAGAUGCCCCUGAAGUUUCAGAACCUUUAAUAACAAUAAAACAAGAGUCACUGGACCCAACUCUUCAAGAAUGUCUACCCAAGAUAAUCCCGAUAUUGCACCACAACCUGGCACCCAAUUCAUACACCACAGAAGUCUACACCAUCAACAAGGACCGUGAGGUCAUACCCAUCACCACCAAAGUGCUCAACGAUGGCAAAGAAUGUAUUAUAGAGUUAUCACGAAAGAAGAUACCUGUGGUCCCCAAAGAACCGAAAGUGAUACCUGUCAGUGACAAAGUGUUGUCAAGGAUUCUGAAGAAAGACUAUGUUGAUGUGGAGAUAGAACCAAUCUAUUACAACUCCAGAAAGAAAUCUAAAACAAAACUACAAAGAGAAGAGAAAUUGCAACACCAAAUCGUAAAACUACAGCGGAGAAACAAACAACUAAAACGGAUACUCAAAAACAUAUGUUUAGUCGACGAAAUUGUGUCCCCUAACAUAAAGAGAGUAAUAGAAAAGGCCAUAUACAAUAAGCAGUUGAAAGAAGGCAUUAACGAGUUCACACAUGAGAAAAAGAUGGCAGCCGCCAUUUUGAAAAGAGCUUUAAGCGCAUAUCACUAUUUGAGUUGUUUAAUGCCUUUACCUAGUGUUUGUGCGUUAGAGAAGAUAGCUAAAGGAAUUCCUUCUAGAAGUAAAACUACUAAGUGUAGACAUUUGUUAUAAAAAAAUUAGUUAAAAUCAUGCUUUCGCACAAUACACGUUCUAUGAGUGCGAAAGUGUAAUGUUUAAUAGGUGGUGUGAGACUAUUACUUUUUAACAAUUUUGGUGCAA
Cydia strobilella is the source of this 1341-nucleotide messenger RNA. RefSeq lists its product as uncharacterized. The record is from RefSeq and is a predicted model, not a curated record. Bases 73 to 1233 code for a protein of 386 amino acids. NCBI's taxonomy places the organism in Eukaryota, Metazoa, Arthropoda, Insecta, Lepidoptera, Tortricidae. The transcript has 9 exons.